AUGGUGAUGGCCAUUAAGAGUUAUGUCCUCGCUGCUCUCUCGGCAGCUUCCACGCUGGCCGCAGUAGUACAACCGGCUCCGCGCGCCUCUAGCUUCGUGACCAUCUCAGGAUCUCAUUUUGACAUUGACGGCGAGGUGGGUUACUUUGCGGGUACUAAUUGCUACUGGUGUCCGUUUACAUACAACACCGCAGAGGUCGACACAACCUUGAGUGAUAUUGCCUCCUCGGGGCUCAAGGUCGUGCGCGUUUUGGGGUUUAGUGACUGGAAUACGUUGCCUCCAACUGGGGAGAUUUGGUUCCAGCUAUUAAAUGCCACAGGGUCUAUAAUCAACACAGGGGCCGAUGGCCUACAGAACCUUGAUUACGUAGUUGCUUCAGCCGAGCAGCAUGGUCUUAAGCUUAUCAUUCCGCUUGUCAAUAACUGGGACGACUUUGGCGGCAUCAACGCCUAUGUAAAUGCGUUUGGCGGCAACGCAACCUCUUGGUUCACCAACGCAGCAGCUCAAUCUCAGUAUCGCACAUAUAUCCACGCUGUCGUCAGUCGCUAUAUCAACUCGACAGCCAUCUUUGCGUGGGAGCUGGCUAAUGAGCCUCGCUGUGCCGGGUGUGAUACCGGCGUAAUAGCCGAGUGGGCUACAGGUGUAUCUCAAUACAUCAAGUCGCUCGAUCCAAACCAUCUCGUAACGCUAGGAGAUGAAGGACUCGGUCUCAGCACGGGAGAUGGCUCUUACCCAUAUUCCUAUGCUUCAGGCACGGACUUUGCCGCAAACAUACAAAUUGAGUCGCUUGAUUUUGGCACCUUUCACCUUUAUCCAGAUGGCUGGGGCGAAACCUACCCUUGGGGAAGCAGCUGGGUGCAAACUCAUGCCCAAGCUUGCGUGGAAGCGGGCAAGAUAUGCAUUAUGGAAGAAUAUGGCGCCGUGACUGAUCGCUGCACAAACAUGGUUCCUUGGCAAAAUGCCUCCAUGGCGAGCCUUGGUAUGGGCGGCGAUCUUUUCUGGCAAUGGGGCGAGACCUUUGUGUCUGGCUAUGGCGAUUCAUAUUCCAUCAACUACGGCUCGUCGGAUUGGCAUUGCGUGGUUCAAGAUCAUGUCGCGGCGAUUUCCGGCAAAUCCCCUCCUCCAUCUACGACGACUCUUACAGGCCCGACCGCUUCUGGCAGCUGUUCCAUCCUAUGGGGCCAAUGUGGAGGCAAUGGAUAUCUUGGUGCGACGUGCUGCGCACAAGGAACUUGCACAUACCUGAAUGAUUGGUACUCACAAUGUCAACCGUAG
Trichoderma atroviride IMI 206040 is the source of this 1275-nucleotide messenger RNA. RefSeq lists its product as uncharacterized. NCBI's taxonomy places the organism in Eukaryota, Fungi, Ascomycota, Sordariomycetes, Hypocreales, Hypocreaceae. The record is from RefSeq and is a predicted model, not a curated record. Gene Ontology annotation, molecular function: mannan endo-1,4-beta-mannosidase activity.